This is a messenger RNA of Zootermopsis nevadensis, 3100 nucleotides long. RefSeq names its product Minichromosome maintenance 5 (gene Mcm5). Gene Ontology annotation, molecular function: DNA replication origin binding; single-stranded DNA binding; single-stranded DNA helicase activity. The record is from RefSeq and is a predicted model, not a curated record. NCBI's taxonomy places the organism in Eukaryota, Metazoa, Arthropoda, Insecta, Blattodea, Termopsidae. Gene Ontology annotation, biological process: DNA replication initiation; double-strand break repair via break-induced replication; DNA replication. Gene Ontology annotation, cellular component: MCM complex; nucleus.
AAUAACAUGAUAACUACAAAUAAAACAAACUGUGACUAAUUAAUUAUAUUUACAAAAAUAGCUGGUAGUAAUGUUUAGAAAACUUCCUACGAAAAGUAUCUAAUUUAUGAACUGCUUCAGCAUACCUUGUUUAGUAUCAAAAGCAGCAGGUUGUACGCAAAAUAAUUUCCACCACCAAACUGUACUUCUUGCCGGCUCAUUACGUAAAAGUAAAGUUAUCCACUAACGUGCACUGUUUGCGAUACAAAUUCAUAACUGCACAUGACAGUAAAGAACAAGUCUAUUUAAACUGAAAGAAAGGAAAUUAUUAUCCCCACGGAACUCAGCAGCAGAGAAAUUCAGUGUGUUGGUUGCGCCUGCUUGGAUUCUUCGCGCGAAAACAAUUCUAAAUCGUGAAAAUGGAGGGAUUUGAUGAUCCUGGUGUGUUUUUCUCUGAUAAUUUUGGGGACGUAGAAGCUGAUGCUAAUCAGCUUAAUCUUCAGGCUUUUAAAAGAAAAUUUAAGGAUUUCUUGAGAAAAUUUCACGAAGGAAAUUUUAAUUACAAGUACAGAAAUGAACUGAAACGUCAAUACAAUCUUCGUCAGUAUUGGUUAGAAGUGAACAUUGAAGAUUUGGCUAGUUUCGACGAGUCGCUUGCUGAUAAAUUGUAUAAACAACCAACCGAAAAUCUUCCAGUGUUUGAAGAGGCUGCAAAAGAGGUUGCUGAUGAGGUUACGGCACCAAGACCAGAAGGAGAGGAAGGUGUGGAAGACAUACAAAUCUUUCUAUCCUCUGAUGCUAAUCCAGCCUCCUUAAGAGAUAUGAAGUCACACGUAGUAUCUCGGCUAGUUAAGGUACCAGGGAUCAUUGUGUCUGCUUCAGGAAUCAGAGCUAAGGCAACCAAGAUUGCCAUUCAGUGUCGUUCUUGCCGAAAUAUGAUUCCAGAUCUCCCAGUUAAGCCAGGUUUGGAAGGUUAUGUUCUUCCAAGGAAAUGCACAACAGAACAGGCAGGUAGACCAAAAUGCCCAUUAGAUCCAUUUUUCAUUGUCCCAGAUAAAUGCAGUUGUGUUGACUUCCAGGUGCUUAAGUUGCAAGAGUUGCCAGAUUCUAUUCCUCAGGGUGAAAUGCCACGCCACCUGCAGCUAUAUUGUGAUAGAUACCUUUGUGAACGGGUUGUCCCAGGUAACAGGGUUAUUAUUUUGGGUAUAUAUUCCAUUAAGAAAAUAACCAAGCCUUCUAAACAUGGAGGUCGGGAGAAACCAAUUGUUGGUGUGAGGGCACCCUACUUACGUGUUGUGGGAAUACAAGUUGACACACAUGGUACAGGAUUCACCAGUGCUUUACCAGUUACAUCUGAUGAAGAAGAGAUGUUUCGUCGCAUGGCAUCAAGCCCUAAUCUUCAUGAACGGAUUGCUGCAAGCAUUGCACCAAGUAUCUUUGGAGCUACAGAUAUUAAAAAAGCAAUAAGUUGUUUACUGUUUGGAGGGUCACGUAAACGUCUACCAGAUGGACUGACAAGGCGUGGUGAUAUUAACAUCCUGUUGUUGGGUGAUCCUGGUACAGCCAAAUCACAGCUCCUGAAAUUCGUAGAAAAGGUGUCUCCUAUUGGAAUAUAUACUUCUGGUAAGGGAUCAUCAGCAGCUGGUCUCACAGCUUCAGUAAGUCGUGAUCCUAUCACUCGCAACUUUGUGAUGGAAGGUGGAGCAAUGGUUUUGGCUGAUGGUGGUGUAGUCUGCAUAGACGAGUUUGACAAGAUGAGAGAAGAUGAUAGAGUUGCUAUCCAUGAGGCAAUGGAACAACAAACAAUAUCCAUUGCCAAGGCUGGCAUCACAACAACCUUAAAUUCCCGCUGCUCUGUCUUGGCUGCAGCCAACUCUGUUUUUGGACGUUGGGAUGAUACAAAAGGAGGGGAGAAUAUUGACUUCAUGCCUACUAUUCUGUCCCGUUUUGACAUGAUCUUCAUAGUGAAAGAUGUGCAUGAUGAAAACAGAGACAAAACCCUUGCAAAACACAUCAUGAAUGUCCAUAUGAAUGCUGGUCAGAUGUCUGAUGAUGUUGCUACAGAUGGAGAACUGUCACUAAUGAUGAUAAAGAAGUACAUAAACUACUGCCGGCUUCAUUGUGGUCCGCGACUUUCAGAAGCUGCUGGGGAAAAACUGAAAAAUCGCUAUGUGCUGAUGCGUGGUGGAACUAGGGAACACGAGUUGGAGAUGGACAAAAAGUUAUCCAUUCCAAUCACUGUGAGACAGUUGGAAGCCAUCAUACGCAUAGCUGAGUCUCUAGCUAAGAUGCAGCUGCAGCCAUUUGCAACAGAAUCACAUAUUAAUGAGGCAUUGAGAUUGUUCAAGGUGUCAACCUUGGAUGCUGCAAUGUCUGGAACUCUGGCUGGUGCUGAAGGUUUCACUUCAGAGGAAGACCACGAGAUGCUUACAAGAAUUGAGAAACAAUUGAAGAGGAGGUUUGCCAUUGGUUCACAGGUUUCUGAGCACAAUAUUGUGCAAGAUUUCUUGAGACAGAAGUAUCCAGAGCGAGCUAUUUACAAGGUAAUCCACACAAUGAUUCGCCGAGGGGAACUGCAGCACAGGGUGCAACGCAAGAUGCUUUUCCGUCUCGCAUAAGUGGGGCAAGUUGGUGUAAACUUAAAUAUUAUCUUUUAUAUAUGGGAAAUGUAAUAUUUAAGCUCCUCAGUUUUCAUAGAAAAUAAAUAUUAGGAAUAAUGCAGAAUAGUUUGAAAUACAAUAAACCUUUGUUAAUCCAAAUAUUGCAUAAUCCAGUCCUUGGUUGGUACCAUGUGGUUGUGCUCAAAGUUUAUUAACAUCUGUACAGUGAAAAACUCAUUCUGUCAUCCUUAAGUAACUUCUUUAUCAUGUCCUAAAAGUGUUUAAGAGUGAAUUAUGGCAUGUAAUUAAAGCAUAUCAUCAUCUGAAGCACAUUAAUAAAUUAAGGAAUGAGACUCUAAAUUACUGUUAAGGUUUCACCUAUAGUAGUUUUAAUAUGUUUAUGUUCUGACAAGGCAGUUCCUCAAGCUAAGAAGGGAUAAGCAUGAUCCUUUGAGAUAAAGCUUACAUUCCUGAUAUAAUUACUGUGUCAUGGUAUAUUAAAACAAUAUUAAAGUGUUUCA